AUGUCCUCCAACGUCGGCCUCACCACCCCACGCGGCAGCGGCACCUCCGGCUACGUGCAAACCAACAAAGCCCACCUCCGGCCCCGCGACAACCCCAAACCGUACCCCUCCGACUUCGACUCCCUCAAACACCGGCAACGCCAACCCGACGCUGAGAUCCUCGAGCACGACCGCAAACGCCAAAUCGAGGUGAAAAUCUUCGAGCUCCGCGACAAGCUCGAGGACGAAGGUGUGGAUGAGGAUGAGAUUGACGACCAGUGCGCUGCGUUAAGGAAGAAGUUGGAGAGGGAGGGUGAGAAGGGAGGGGGCAAGGACGCGAGGGGGUUGAAGAGUCAUCAGGUGCAUCAGUUGGCGGAGGCGAAGAUUGAGGAGAGUGAGCGGUUGAGGCGGGCGUUAGGGAUUGGGAGGGAUUAUGAGGAGGGGAGUCAUUGGAGGAAGCAGGAUGAGCGCAAGUUGGAGGCGGAGAGGGAGAGGGGGAAGAUUUGCGUGAGAAUCGUGACCCCCUAUACGGCCUCACGCCCGUACUACCUCCCGGAAAGCACGAGACUCGGGGCCUAA
Saxophila tyrrhenica is the source of this 558-nucleotide messenger RNA. It is a transcript of the gene CWC21, whose product is annotated as RNA-splicing factor. NCBI's taxonomy places the organism in Eukaryota, Fungi, Ascomycota, Dothideomycetes, Mycosphaerellales, Extremaceae. The coding region runs from base 1 to 558 and encodes 185 amino acids. Gene Ontology annotation, cellular component: nucleus. The record is from RefSeq and is a predicted model, not a curated record. The transcript has 2 exons.